Messenger RNA from Plasmodium vivax (malaria parasite P. vivax), 1512 nucleotides. RefSeq names its product cyclophilin, putative. The record is from RefSeq and is a predicted model, not a curated record. NCBI's taxonomy places the organism in Eukaryota, Apicomplexa, Aconoidasida, Haemosporida, Plasmodiidae. Gene Ontology annotation, biological process: protein peptidyl-prolyl isomerization. Gene Ontology annotation, molecular function: peptidyl-prolyl cis-trans isomerase activity. The coding region runs from base 822 to 1502 and encodes 226 amino acids. The transcript has 8 exons.
GUUUUCCCCAUCGUCUAGUCAACACAAAAGUGUUAAUUAACAUUCGGAAUAGUAAACACAACUAAGUGUGUACAGCGUUCCCUUUUAGAAGUUGGCAAGAAGGGUGGCGGUAAAAAUGGGAGUUCCCCCCGACUUUGUAAAGCAUCGACCCUGUAAAGCAUCGAGUUUGCUCGGAAUGGCUGUAAAAGGGGGAGCAUCAGAUGCGCGCACAUCUAACGGGGUUAUCUAUACCGUUGCAAAUGAUCGCUCUACUCCCCGGCAUGCUGUGCUAUCCACCUGGCGAUUAAAGGGGGAAAAUAAUUUGCCAAAGGGGUGUAACAUGUACUUCCGAGGAGAUGCACAUUUUUAGUACCCGUAGGGAAGUUAUAAUGUACAUAUGUGCACACCCCUGUUUGCUCAUUUUUGCCGCACUUCCAUGUGAAUCCCUGAUUGGGUGAAGCAGCUCGCGGGAAUAAGGCAAAACCGAACAGAUAAAAAAAAAAUGCAUACACGGAUGACUUUUUAUAAGAUGGUGCGAAAUAAAAACUAAAUUUUGAUAAGUCAAUUCAGUGCGAAUUGCGGGAAAAUAAUUUCGUUCGCUUAAAAAGGUAGAGCUUCCUCCAAGUUGUGUUUGAGGAGGUAGACGGAGAUAGGCCUAUAUACACGUUGCCGUUACGUUCAAAAUUGUGAGGAAAAAAAAAAAAAAAAAAGGGACCUCACACUGAAGUCCGCAUUACACAUAAAAUAGUGAAGGCGAAAAGGUUAAUCGAACUGUUUGGUUAAACACUUCUGGUUGGUAAGAUGAAACGCAUUUCUUACGAGCGUCCCUACUUUUAACGAAGAUGAAAAUACCGAACCCCCGCGUUUAUUUGGAUGUCGCCAUAGGGGGGAGGAACGCUGGGAGGCUGAUAUUUGAGCUGUUCAUGGAUAAGUUACCAAUCACGUGUGAAAAUUUUCGCUGCCUCUGCACAGGUGAGACAGGCCUGGGCUACUACCUGAAACCGCGCUGGUACAAGAACUCCCCCAUUCAUAGAAUUGUCACAGAUUUUAUGUUCCAAGGAGGGGACUUCAAUUUUGGGAACGGCUUUGGCGGGGAGUCCAUAUAUGGACAGUACUUCCGAAACGAAAAGUUCAUCUACCGGCAUUCGAAAAGAGGCGUGCUGUCCAUGUGCCAGACGAGGAUCAAACACACAAAUAACUCCCAAUUUUUUGUAACCUUUAAAAGUUGCCCAUGGCUGGAUAAGAAGCAUGUGGUCUUUGGGCACCUGGAAUACGGAUUUGACACCCUGUCGUUUAUUGAGGAGCAGUCGACCCUAAUUGGGAAGCCGAAGAAGCAAGUCUACAUUUACAACUGCGGGGUGAUACCACUGGAUCGAAUCAAACCCAAGUCGCAGGCGACGUCCGACGAUGAUUAUGUCAUACCGGAUGUGGAAAUGCCGCUGUUGGAGCGGGACAUCCAUUUUAACGAAAAUGCGGACUUCAGCGAGUUGAAAAAUAUGUACAAGUAUAGCAAGCGCGUUUGAGCGAAAAGGG